Trichoplax adhaerens is the source of this 411-nucleotide messenger RNA. RefSeq lists its product as hypothetical. The transcript is spliced from 5 exons. Bases 1 to 291 code for a protein of 96 amino acids. Gene Ontology annotation, biological process: translational elongation. The record is from RefSeq and is a predicted model, not a curated record. Gene Ontology annotation, molecular function: translation elongation factor activity; guanyl-nucleotide exchange factor activity. NCBI's taxonomy places the organism in Eukaryota, Metazoa, Placozoa, Uniplacotomia, Trichoplacea, Trichoplacidae. Gene Ontology annotation, cellular component: cytosol; eukaryotic translation elongation factor 1 complex.
AUGUUUUUAGAAAAUCCUGUAAUAGCAAAAUCCAAUAUCAUCCUUGAUGUAAAACCGUGGGACGAUGAAACUGACAUGGCUGAAAUGGAAAGACUAGUAAGAACAAUUGAAUCGGAUGGUCUUCUAUGGGGACCAGCGAAAUUAGUAGCAGUUGGUUACGGUAUAAAGAAGCUACAAAUCUCUUGUGUUGUGGAAGAUGAUAAAGUUGGCACAGACUUCUUGGAAGAAAAGAUAGUAGAAUUUGAAGACUUGGUCCAAAGUGUUGAUGUCGCAGCAUUUAACAAGCUGUAAUGGGGCUGUUGUAAUUUGCUCUAACGAUCGUACUAUUGUGUUUUGACGCGUCUUCUAUUACUACGACGAUAUUCGAUAUGCUAAUGUGUUCAUUUAUCAAAUUAGCAAUAUGAAAUAAAA